GUAAAGAAAAUAACUCCAUUUUUUUUGUUGCAAAUAGUUAUUGAUGUCCUGUAAUGGUGAGGAAUGGGCAGAUAAUGCGGCUGAUUUUUUCGACGAAUUCGCCCAAAAUACUAAAGUGUGCGGUGCCAAAUCACUUCGAAAACGUAAUCGCGAGUUAAAAGAAGGCGAUACUACUCAGGCCUUGAUCGAAUCAAACAAAACCCGUGCGACCCGCGCGGAGGAGGCACGGAGGCGUAUCGCAGCUGUGGUGGUAAGCCGCGCGAGUUCUAAAGAAAUUGAAAAAGCUGUUGCGUCUAUUAAGAAACAGGGUCGUGCUAGAGGUAGCACUUACCAUGAAAAAGAAACGCGUCAAGACAAUUACCAUUCUAAAGGCAGUAGCUUAAGUAGACACACUACUGAUGAAAGAAAACAAGUGAGCUUGAAGGCCAAGAUCAACAGCACUGUUGGUCCUUCUAAGUUAUCUGAACCAUUUUCUGUGGUAAAGCAGAAGCAGAGGAAGUCGUUUUCCAGGGGGAGAAAAUGAAAUGACUAGUAAAAUAUAAAGUUGUGGAAUCAUCAGUUUCAUCAAUAACGACGACGGUAAUAUGAUGCAGCCACUUUUUUGUUCUUUCUUUUUAAGAACUAUUUUACUCUCAUUAUUAUUUUUCACACGUUUUCUUCAUCUCAACUUUGAUACAUCGAGGUUAUCUGAAAAAGUAGAAGCGAAAGAAUGACUAUGCAUUCCUUAUUUUCGUACCUUUUUGUUUGCUAACUAUUUUUCGUCUUCUUCUAUCAUCA
Phytomonas sp. Hart1 is the source of this 777-nucleotide messenger RNA. NCBI's taxonomy places the organism in Eukaryota, Euglenozoa, Kinetoplastea, Trypanosomatida, Trypanosomatidae. The record is from the annotation of a GenBank genome assembly.